Molecule: messenger RNA, 951 nt
Organism: Phytophthora sojae
Lineage: Eukaryota; Oomycota; Peronosporomycetes; Peronosporales; Peronosporaceae
Exons: 2
Coding region: 1-951 (316 amino acids)
Source: RefSeq, a predicted model, not a curated record
AUGCAGACGCUCGAGCAGAGGAGGGCCGCGGAGAAGGAGCGUCACCGCAAGAGCAUGGCUCGCAAGCGUGCAGAAGACAAGGCCACGCUGCUCGCUCGGCGCGAGGAGUGCGCGGCGCUGAUCGUCCAGCAGCGCCCGCUGUUGGCGGUGUCGUGGUACCAGCGCGAGUGCGAGAAGCUGGAGGUUUUGUCGCCCUGGAGCGUGUUCGGCGGCCCGACAGACAGCGACGAUGCCGUCUUCAAGCCUGCAACCAAGCUAUCACUGCUGCACGACAAGUAUACCGACCUUGUGGAGCUCGGGAACGCCAUCCACCGAGAGAACGCCGAGCUGCAGCAGGCGCUGAAUAAGUACGAAGUGUUCGAGUCGCUGGUGGACGGAGACCUCACGCGCGUGGCGUCCGACCAGCACAAGACGCAGCAGCAGAGCGAAGCCCCUUCGUCCCAGCGUACAAACAGUGGCGGCUGCUGGGUGCAGUUCACAGAGGACGAAGACCCGUUCUACUACGAGGCAGUGGAUGCGUCCGCGUGCCACGACGCCGUCGUAGAGUGUUACCCUCUGUGCGUGAGCCACCACACGCGGUUCAUGCAGCUGGAGCAGCCCCAGCAGUUCUUCGGAUGGAACGUGCAGCGCCUCGCAGACAGAGCGUGGACGACCGAGUUCGUCGGCGACGAGGCGUGGCGAGUCUUCAACACGCGCGAGCUGUACGAGCGGCAGCACAGCGCUCGAGUGGUGAUGCAUGUGCUCCAGUGCAUGGAUGAGCACACCACCGUGGCACUGCAGAGUCUCCCGGCGCCAGACAAUUCGGUGGCUCGCCGCUGCCUCACGUUAGCCUCCAAGAUCAGUAUGGACGGAGAGGGGCGACUGUGCGUGGACAUCCUGCUGCUAGGCAUCAAGCCGCCCGAAGAUAUGGCGCAGCAGUCGGGUGCUCAGUUGGUUCAAGACCUCUAUUAG